AUGAACCACGGUCGUAUUUUAAUGUUUAGCGGUAUUGCAUUAUUUAUAUCUGGUUGUAUCGCAGGAGUAGUGAUAGCUUGCGAUUUAUUUACAAGUUACCAUGCUGCUGUAGGCGGUCAUGUUGAAGCCAUAUUAAAUGGAAUCUUGCUAUUGUUGGCUGGUGUUGCUCGGCAUCACUUACGUUUAGGUAACUUUAGCAAAUUUAUUGCUCAUAUUGGUUUAGAAAUAGCAGCAUGGGUUCAUCCAUGUACAUAUUAUUGGGUUGCUUAUACAGGGUAUUACUAUAAAAUAUUAAGGAAAGGAACUGCACAAGCAACAACAAAACCAUCAGCAGUAGAUGAAGCAAUGAUCAAUUUUUUGUUAAUUGGGUGUGUUGGCUAUGGGCUUAUUACUUCAUUACCUUUAUUAUUAUGGAGAUUUAGAGGUAUUGUCAACCCAAGUGAUAAUACAAUUGCAACUGUACAUCCUGAACCUCAAGUCGAUAAGAAAAGACAAUAA
Didymodactylos carnosus is the source of this 498-nucleotide messenger RNA. The record is from the annotation of a GenBank genome assembly. Lineage: Eukaryota; Metazoa; Rotifera; Eurotatoria; Philodinida; Philodinidae.